GGCAUCAUUCGCGGUCCGGCUGUUGAGCGGCGCGGACGACGCCUACGCGCUUCCCGGUCAUCGGACUUAACUUCUAAACAUUCGUCUUCCUUCCUUCUUGGACCACCAUGAGGUCCGGAGGAACCCCGCUAGCGGUCCUCCUGCUUGUCCUCGUGGCAUCAGUCUGGAAGGUAUCUGCGAAUGACCUUUAUUGGGAAGGCGAAGAAGACGCGUCUAACGAGUUCUUGGAGGUCAAACAUGAAGACUCUUCACUCCUCGGCGGCUUGAUUCGAACAAAACGGCAAUGGCCUUGGCUGUGGUCGUCAGACAAGAAAGAAGAGGAACCAGUGACUGAUUCCAAUGACAAUGGAAGUUAUGGAAAAGAUGAUGCUGACGUCGAGGUCGGAUCUGGAGUACCGGACAAGACCGACUUAGAGCCUAAAGAAAAGACUCUUCGAGUGACUUUCUUGGUCAUGGAGCCGUACAUCACGGCGUACUCCAACAGGGACUCGCCUGAGUUCUUGAACAUCUCGCGGUCGUUGGCAAACGCUGUCGAUCUGCUCUUCGAGAGUCUGCCCGGAACACAGCGCUCAAGUCUGGUCAGGAUUCAGUCCCUGGUCAACGAUGACUUCCUCUGCAAGGUCACUUUGGACAUCGUGUCAACCAGGAAUGAAGAUACGGACACCAUCAAAGAGAUUCUUAGGAACCACAUCAAGAACAAUGGACGCUUGGGCGAAACAUCUGUCAGGGACGGAGAUUUCAGCGCUCAGUUAAUCGAUCCAGGUACAACGUUCGAAUGUGAUGAAAAUGAAUUCUCGUGCGACGAUAAUGUCUGUUGGCCACGCUCAGUUAAAUGCGACAAGCGUGCUGAUUGCAGAGAUGGUACAGACGAACUCGACUGUCCUGAGACUACGGAACCAACAACGACCAGGGAGCCUGAAGAUGAAUAUGAUGAUACAUCAUACAAUCAAAAUAUUGAUGAUCAAUACUCGUCUCCAUCAGACUAUCAGACGCCUUACAGCACGCCUGACGACACUAGCAAAACAUAUGAAACAGAUUCCUCUUUCAUUCCUCUCACGGACACAGUUACUAGCACAACUACUGUAAAUCCAGUUGAUUAUGAUGACCAAGUGAAUAGAGGAGAUUUAGGAAAUGCUGAUUCAUCACCUGGCACUACCACCGAAGAAUCGGCUGCUGUGAUUCCAACGAGCGGUACUGUAUUCCACAGUGACAAUGCCUGCCCAUUCACAUACAUUCGGUGUGACGUGAUGCGCUGCAUUGAACCAAACCGACGGUGCGACGGUGUCAGCGACUGCGCUGACGGAACCGAUGAAGCCAACUGCCCAGACCGAACAUGUGGCGACGACGACUUCCAUUGCCGUAGCGGAGCUUGCAUCGAGUCCAGCAGGCGAUGCGACAACAUCUAUGACUGCCCGGACCACGACGACGAACUUGGCUGUGACUGUCGACCCGAUGAAUUCCGUUGCACUAGUGACGGUUACUGCAUUGAAGAACGUAAGAAGUGCGAUGGAGUGCCACACUGCUCUGAUGGUUCGGACGAGCUCGACUGCCCCACUGGCUACUUUAAAUGCAGAAAUGGGAAGAUAAUACCGGAAUCCCUUAGAUGCAAUCGUCACUAUGAUUGUACGCCAGAAGAUUUAUCCGACGAACAAAACUGUCCUUGUGGUGCGAAUGACUUCAAAUGUGGCAAUGGCUACUGCAUCCCCGCAUCAAAACAUUGCGACCGCACGAACGAUUGUCAGGAUGGUUCCGAUGAACGUCAUUGCUCUUAUGGCACAGUUUGCAUGGCUUAUGAAUAUGAAUGCACGAAUGGAAUGUGCGUGCAAGCCGAUGCCAGAUGCAACGGAACGGUGGAGUGCGAUGACGGCUCCGACGAGACCAGCUGCCCCUGCAAAAGGGACCAAUACCCAUGUCGGGAUGGUUCUUGUAUAAAUAUAGCAUAUCUUUGUAAUGGUCGGCAUGAUUGCAGUCAAGGCGAAGACGAGUACAACUGCCGAUCGUCAUGCCCACCGGAUAGCUUUACUUGCAACCCAGGCUCUAGAAUCCUAUGCGCCACUAAAUGCAACGGCAACCCUGAAUGUGACGGAGGUGAAGACGAAGUAGACUGCGAAGCCUGUGAACACGAAUGCGAUGGGCGAUGUUUACCGUCUACUGACAUUUGCAACGGCGUUCGAGACUGUUCCGAUGGCUCAGAUGAAGUCAGCUGUUAUCACUGUGAUCGUCCCGAUGACUUCAGAUGCGACACCGAUGAAUGUAUUCCAUUCUCGUUACGUUGUAAUGGAAUUCCUGAGUGUGCGGAUGGCAGCGACGAGAGGAACUGCAACAAGACCAUGAUCACGAGCCCUGAACAACAAUGUACCUCCGAACAAUUCCGAUGUGUGUCCGACAACACUUGCAUCGACAUUAACUUCUUGUGCGAUUACCACGAGGAUUGUGAAGAUGGUUCCGAUGAAGCUAACUGCCCGUGUCCCGAGGACAGCUACCAGUGUCACAAUGGACAGUGCAUGCCAACGUCGGUGUUCUGCGACGGUCACGUUGACUGUUCAGAUGGCUCCGAUGAGGUCAACUGCCCCGAGUCCACCACUGUGCCUAUUACAUACUAUCAACCGACCCAACGAUACCCGACGACCCAAAGAUACCCCACGACCCAAAGAUACCCCACGACAAACAGAUACCCUAGCAACGGUCAAGGUGUGUGCAGCGCUCAACAGUGGCGUUGUGAGAACGGUCCGUGCAUAGACGCGUACCGCCGUUGCGACGGACAUAUUGACUGUCCGUUCGACUACAGUGACGAAUUUGAUUGUCCCCGCAACAGUCCCCCAGCAUUGAAGUUGAUGACGUACCCAGCUAACCAAUCAGUCAGAAACGUGAACGCCGGAGGUGAUGUGGUCUUCCAAUGCCGUGACGAAGGACCUCUGCGUGCGAACGUCAGGUGGACCAAACAAGGAGGUAGCAUCAAGGCCGGCUCAACUGACGUCAGAGGACGUUUGGAAAUGUUCAAAGUUACAGAACGCGACAGUGGAGUGUACACUUGCCAAGCCGACGACUACUUAAGGUUCCCAGGCUCACAAGUCCGUGUCGAACUGCAAGUCGACAGCUCACCGGUGACCUACGCACCAUUCUCGUCUUGCCAACCUCAUGAAGCGACUUGUGGAAAUGGCCAGUGCAUCCCGAAGUCUGCCGUCUGCGACAACAACUACGACUGUGCUGACCGAUCUGACGAGGAGAACUGCCACCACAACGGUAUGUGCGAGCCCAACCAGUUCAAAUGUAACAACCACAAGUGUGUGCUGAAGACUUGGAUCUGUGACUCCGAGAACGACUGCGGUGAUGGCUCCGACGAACAGAACUGCGGCAGGCCCAGUGACGGCAGAUGCUCACCAGCUGAAUUCAGCUGCAGCGCUGGAGACCAGUGCAUUCCCAGGAGUUUCCACUGCGAUGGACAGACUGAUUGCCAGGACGGUUCCGAUGAAUACGGUUGCAUGCCCGUACACGUGACAAGUCCCCCGAAACCUUCGAAUGUGAAGCUGAACCCUGGUGAUACGCUGAUACUCAGAUGCGAGGCUGUCGGAGUACCCGUGCCGUUGAUUUCAUGGCGGUUGAACUGGGGACACGUCCCACCGAAAUGUUCCUUCACCAGCGAUUCAGGCAUUGGAGUCAUUACAUGCCCCAACAUGAUGCCCGAAGACAGCGGAGCUUACUCCUGCGAGGCCAUCAACAACAAAGGCACUACGUUCGCCGCGCCAGAUGCUAUUGUCUUUGUCAACAAGACUGAUCCUUGCCCGCGAGGAUUUUUCAACAACGAGGCCCGUUCAGAAAGCGAGUGCAUCCGAUGCUUCUGUUUCGGAAAGUCCAGCCAGUGCCGCAGCGCCGAUCUAUACACCUACAACAUGCCUACCCCUCUCGGAGAAGGAGGCACCAGACUUAUUGGUAUCAGGAACUCCCCGUCAGGAGAUGUUAUCAUCGAUACGCAACCUAUAUCUAACCAGUACUAUUAUCAGCCUUUAAGAAACGGAGCAGCGGUAACGAAAAUCGACACCUCUGGAUGGUCCAGUGCGCAUCCGUACCUGACUUUGCCCGAAUCUUACAAUGGCAACCAACUGAAGUCUUAUGGUGGACACAUCAAGUACACCGUGUCACCACACACGCAAGUUUACGGUUUCGAUGACAGCAUACCGACUAUCAUUAUCAAGGGAAAAUAUGGCAAUUUGUUCCACAUUAGUCGCGCUGGUGGGUCCCGGGACCUGAACAUUGAGGCUCGUCUGACACCAGAAGACUGGAUGAAGAACAGCUCUAGUGGCUACACACCUGCGAGCCGCGAAGAUAUCAUGAUGACGCUCGAUGAGAUCGAAAUGAUCCUCUUGCGCUCUGACCUCAAUAACGCCGGAGUGAAUAUUUCUGACUUCGCUAUGGAAUCUGCUGAACACAUUAACGUUGGUCUCGGCGCCGCUAGCUUGGUGGAAGAGUGUACUUGCCCCAAGGAGUACGUCGGACUGUCUUGUCAGAAAUGCGCAGCAGGCUACAAUCGCAAGAGAGUCGGGCCUUGGCUCGGUGACUGCAUGCCCGAGGAAUGCCCACCAGGAACCUACGGUGACCCAGCCAGCGGCAUCCCCUGCAAACAAUGCCCAUGCCCAUUGACUAACCGAGAAAACCAAUUCGCCAGAACUUGCUCACUAGGCUCCGAUGGCGGCGUCUACUGUGACUGCUUCCCUGGUUACGAAGGCAAGCACUGUGAAGUGUGCGCCCCUGGCUAUGAAGGCAACCCAAUGAUACCUGGCGACUCCUGUAAACCUGCUGUCAGGGACAAAUGCAACUCCCUCGGCACCAAGGUCGUCCGCCCACCAGAUGAGUGCGUCUGCAAGGAUAAUGUGCAGGGACGUUACUGCGACCAAUGCAAGAACGACUCGUUCUUCUUGUCCUCAGACUUCAGACACGGAUGUGCACUUUGUUUCUGUUCGGGUGUCUCGCAACAGUGCAUGAGCAGCAACCUGCGCCGCAAGACCUUGAGAGUGCAGUUCAACGUACCACAGAUCGUAGACCAGGUCAAGAUCUACAACACCUCCCCGACUGGACCCGGCCCUGUCAGAUAUGCGGCAGCAGUCGAAACUGAAAUCAAACCUCAACUGUACAGUGAUGAAAUUACGGUCGACCAAGUGGAACGCUCACCAUCCACGAUCUAUUACUGGAGUCUGCCUACCAGCUUCGCUGGUGAUAAGAUGACAUCGUACGGUGGUAAUCUUAACUACGUGAUGAAGAAUGUGCUCAACUCACCCGAGGCGAGAUACAGGAACACCGCAGCCGAUGUACAACUGAUUAGCAAAAACCGACUGACCUUCCAUUACUUUGGUGAUUUCGUCGCAUCCCAUGAAGGUAUUUUGAACGCCAGCGUACAGUUCCUUGAAAAGGGAUGGCAAAGACCUGACGGCAAGGAGGUAUCUCGUGAGCACUUCCUUCUCGCUUUAGCUGAUGUAAAGACAAUCUUGAUCAAGGCUACAUAUUCUCCUGGCUCGGAGCUGGCCUCACCAAUCAGUGCCAGCAUUGAAACAGCCGAACCUGACGGCUACGGCCCCAUCGCGUUCCACGUGGAACAGUGUAUUUGUCCACCUGGUUACAUCGGAACUUCGUGCGAAGAUUGCGCCCCCGGCUUCAAGAGGAGCUCUAGCGGUUUAUACUUGGAACACUGCGAGCCAUGCGAGUGCAAUGGCAAGUCGAACAUGUGCAACCCAGAAACAGGAAUUUGUUACGACUGUGCUGACAAUACUGAUGGUGACGAGUGCGAGUUGUGCAAGCCGGGAUACGAACGUGAUCCCUACGGAAACUGCGUCGAACUGCGCUCUAGCACUGUACAGCCAUGCCGAUGUGAUCCCCGUGGUACUACUGCACCCUGUGACAGCAGCGGCAACUGCUUCUGCAAACAAAACGUCGAGGGUGACUCCUGUGACCGCUGCAGACCUGGUUCCUUCGGCCUUGAUGCUAACAACCCCAACGGAUGCCUUUCCUGCUACUGCUCUGGCGUCUCUUCUGAUUGUCACGAAGGCAACCACUUCACAAGGGUGCCGAUAGCCGCGCCGGUGCUUGGUGACAACUACGGCGGUUUUACCAUCACAGAUUUGAAUGCAGAGAGAGUGACCCAAGAUAACUUCCAACCCAUGUUCCAACAAAGCGAACUGGUCUACACUUUCCCCUUCAGACCUGAUAUUGAGCUAUACUGGUCCCUGCCUAUCUUCCCUGGUAACCGAGUUCUCUCAUACGGUGGUACCAUCUCGUUGAGACAGAAAUUCAACUCCCAAGUAUAUUCGGUGUCUGAGCGUGGAACCGACGUCGUGCUCGACGGUGGCGACAUCUCCAUCUACUGGACCAACCCUAACCAAUUCCCAGCUGGAGUUUCUUACAGCUACCAAAUACCUCUAAGAGAAGAAGGAUGGUACAUCUUGAACACAGUAACUCCUGCCACUAGAACCAACUUCAUGAGUGUGCUUAGGAACCUGAAGAGAGUGCUGGUGCGAGCUACAGUUGUCCCCAUUAUUGACGAUACAACUAUCGCUGAUGUUUCUAUGGACACCGCUACCGAAAGCUACGACCCCAUUCUUCCAACUGCCAAAGGAAUUGAGAUCUGCAUGUGCCCACCCGGCCACGACGGAACAAGUUGUGAGACCUGCAAGCCAGGCUACUACAAGGACCAACGUGGCAACUGCCAGCAGUGCCCAUGUAACGGAAAUAACUGUCAACUUAACAGCCAAGGACAAGUUGUGUGCAACUGUCAGCCACCGUACACUGGCUACGAUUGCUCAAUUAUCGGAUUGAUAAUGGAACUACAUCCGACUAUCAACGAAGCUGGUGACGACCCUUACUCAAGAAAGGUGACUUUUACAUGCAAUUACCGCGCGCCAGAACCGCUCACUAUAAAGUUCUACCAUGAGGGCGUAGAACAAGAUACUCCAAAAUAUUAUGACGAAGCGAGACUCUACAAGGACGGGUGGCACUCGACCCACGUCUGGCACACAGUCUGGGACACCAGACGACAAGGGGACGCAUACGAGUGCCACACUAUCACCGAAAAGGGAUUCACCCUCGGUGUACUGACCACCACUUUGCCGGAGCCAGGUGGUGGACAAACGAUAGAACCUCCUCGUCCUCAACCGGAACCUACAGUCGAAGUGAUGAUUACCAGCCCGACUAUCAAAAUCCAGGAAGUCGGAAGCAGCGUGAACUUCACUUGCAGAGCCCAAAGCCGUAACUCAAGAAUGCUAUUGCCUGUCAGAUGGAUCAAGAGCGGAGGAGAGCUGCCUCUUGGACGCUACCAAAUUGAUGAGAAUCUAGGUCUUCUGCUGAUCACCAAUCUGCAGGUCUCUGACAGCGGUAAAUACAUCUGCGAGACCAAUGACGGAGUCAACACUGCUCAGGCUAUCGCUACCCUCAAAGUACCCGGAAAUGAAAUGACCAUGCCAAGCGUCGAAAUAUACCCACCAGUGAACGACUAUUAUGAAGGGGACUUUGUUCAAUUGGAAUGCCGCGUCAGAGGCAACCCCACUCCUACAAUCAGGUGGCAGCGAGGUUCUAACCAACUUCUUCCAUUCUCUGGGCAAUAUUAUGACAACCGGUUCGAAAUCGAAAGUGCUCGAGUUGAAGAUUCUGGAGAAUACAGAUGCAUUGCCACCAACACCGUUGGCUCCGCUGACCGCACAGCAGUAAUCACGAUUCGUCCACGUCCAUCACGGCCGCAGAAUGAAAAACUGACUGUCUCCAUCCCAUCUCCCACUGUCGAAGAAGGCCAGAGCAUAAUGAUUGCUUGCACAGGAACCACUAACAUUCCCGCUGGAUCCAUAGACUGGAUUAGGAAAGACAAAACUUUGUUCCUAUCCAACGUGAGGUCAGAAAAUGGCGUUCUAUACAUUGAGUACGCUCAGCCCGACAACCAAGGAGUUUAUAUUUGCCAGUCCACUCUGUCCAACGUAUCACCGGUGCAAGUACUUGUGACUAUUGUACCCGUCGAACCAGUGACCGAAACCUAUAACAUAUCCGCGUCUGUCGACCGGCUGAAGAUUCCCACUGGUGGAAGCGGUACCGUGGACUGUAAUGUGUCUGGACGUCCCGCUCCAAUCAUUAAAUGGACGAAGCACGAUGGCUCCCUCGGACUCAGUGCCAACCAACGCGGCAACACGUUGAUCAUCAACAACGCUAAGGAGAGCGACGAAGGAUACUACCUGUGCGAGGCCAGUGUUGGCCCCAACGCAGUAGCCAAUUUAUACGUCUUCGUGGAAAUCGAAAGACGCGAACCACCUAGAGUGGAGAUUUGGCCACAAGAGCAGGCCCAGGCAGUACAGUUAGGAGGAGAACACACCCUGAUCUGCCGAGUCCUUGGAGGUAUUCCUGAACCAGACGUCACGUGGAACAGAAAUGGCGGACGUCCUCUCUCCAGAUUUACCGAAAUUAGACCGCAUCACGAACUCAAGUUCACCAAGAUCGAAGUCAACGACGAGGGUGAGUACACGUGCACGGCGCGCAACGACGCUGGAACUGCCAGCGCCAGUGCCAGCAUCAAAGUGAGGGCCAUCCCUGAGGUCACUAUCACCCCGAACCCCUACGUGCAGGUCGCCGCCGGCGAGAGCAUCAACAUCGAGUGCAGAGCCAACGGGUACCCCGAGCCUGUAGUCUCCAUCCAAUUCGGUGACUAUCGUGACGUAGUUCCUGCUGCGUCUGGCCACACCUCGUUGCGCAUAGCUUCAGCUAGAGAGGAAGACAGUGGUUUCUACACUUGCACAGCCACCAACGCCGCUGGUACCACUAAGGAACAGUUCAGAGUGGUGGUAGAUAGAGGAGAUGGUGGCGAUGACGGUGGUUUCGACUACGGAAGCGGAGAUGGCGAGAUUGACCCUGAUGCACCUGGAUACCCUCAAAGACCUGAUGAAGUCCCAAGCAACCUAAUCACCAUCGAAGGACAACCUGAGACUAUUUUGUCUUGCAGUCAAUUCGGUGACAAUGUAAGGUGGGAUCGUGCUGACAGGCAACCAUUGCAACCAAACGCAACUCCGGACCGAUCCAGAUUGAUAAUUUACAAUGUUUCGAAGAGUGACUCUGGAGAAUACGUGUGCAGUAUUUAUAACCAGUUUGGCGAAGUACAACAAUCGAUCUACACAAGUUUGGUCGUAGUCACUGCACCGAAGAUUACUCUGCGCCCACCAGUUCAGAGCGUGCUCCCGGGACAAUCACCAGUCGUUGAAUGCAUCGUUGAAGGAGAUGAUAUCAUUGAUAUAACGUGGAUCCCUCACAACAGGCAACCAUCAAGCCGCGUGGACACUCGGUCCUCCAGGCUCAUCUUCAAUCAGAUCGAGGUUGAGGACGCCGGCGAAUAUGAAUGCUUCGCACGAAGCCGAUACGCCAACGCCAGCGCAACCGCCGAGGUCGUUGUAAGCGAAGAUUCGGAUCAUACGGCGUCCGUGUCGCACGAGAAUGAGCAGAGGGCACGCUCCGGCGCCGCCGUGCACCUGAGCUGCAACGUGUCCCAACCCAACGUCCGCAUCGUGUGGACCAAGGACGGACGUGCUCUCCCGAGAUCAGUAAGACAGAAACAAGACGGAUCGCUCUUCAUCCGACGCGCUCAAAAGUCCGACUCCGGCAAAUAUGUCUGCAGUGUCCAAGACUCGUACAGAAGAGUCAUAACAAGCAAUUACAUCAAUCUGCAUAUACAGGGUAUUAAAUGCUUGGAUACGGAGUAUCCUUGUAAUGACAACAGUGGUUGUGUAGACGAAAACUUACUAUGCGAUGGAUACAGCCACUGCCAAGACAAUAGCGACGAGGAAAACUGCUUGUGGCGAGAUAGGCGAUUCUUGGAGAGAACGCGGAACAAGUACCGUUCUCACGAUGGAACUCGGGAACCAACCCCUGAACCAGAACGAAUGGUAUCGAUUGAUCAACCACGGAGGCAAUUUAGAGCAGGAGACAACGUAGACGUGCUGUGCAAGGCCAGGUCUGGUAACAUCAGGCUUCAGUGGCUGCGCGUGGGAACCAACCAAUACGUGGCCUCCUUAACAUAUGGCGAUGGAGUUAGGCUGGCUCUGACCGGAGUGACCAACAGCGACGCCGGAGUGUACCGCUGCAUCGGCAGCGACGACCGUGGCCGAACAUUCUAUGAUGAUUUCAAUUUGGAAGUUGAAUCUAGCGGACCCUUCUACCCAGACAACAGAGACGUAUCUGUCUCCCAAUACACCGCUCGCCUGCGUGACUCAGUCGACCUACCGUGCACUCACAACUUGGAACACCCUGUUACCAUCGAAUGGAGACGCGAAUUCUCGGCUCUGCCGGCUGAACUUCGCACCGACCAGCCAAACCUCUACCUAGACUCUGUGACUGAGGCGGACGCCGGUACCUACGUGUGCCGCGUCAGCAACAGCCGUGCCACUGUGGAAGCUCGCGCGAUCUUGACGGUCACCGGAGUUGUUCCGCGAUUCAACGGGGAUGGCUUUGUUUCACUCCCUCAGCUAAAAGAUCCUUACCAGCAAUUCGACAUCGAAAUAUCGUUCAAACCCUCCGACGGCAAUGGUCUGAUCCUCUACAACAGCGAGAACCAAGGUCGCUCGGGUGACUACAUUGCCCUGAACCUUAGGGACGGUAUACCAGAGUUCAUCAUGGACACGGGCACUGAACCUCUGAUUGUGAAGGGAGAUCGCCCUCUGCAAAUGAACGUUUGGCACACAAUCAGGGUGUCUAGAACAAAAUCUAAGAUAACGAUGGACGUCGAUAAUACCGGACCUUUCAUUGCGGAAUCUCCUGAACAAUGGGUUGUACUUGAACUGAAACAGCCUCUAUACAUCGGAGGUGUGCCUGAUUACGACCAACUGCCCAUCGACCUGGCUGGAACUUCUGGUUUCAUUGGAUGCGCUAGUAUGCUGAUUUUGGGCAGAGAGGAAAAGGACAUCAUGAUGGACAGCUACACGCGCAGCCGCGUGAGUGAAUGCGACUCCUGUUCACCCAACCAGUGUCAAAACGGAGGUGUAUGCCAGGAGGCUCGUAACGAACGUGGGUACAGCUGUAUCUGCGCGUCUGGCUAUGCCGGUGUGAACUGCGAUAGGACAGGAGACGCCUGCCGCCCAGGACUCUGUGGGCCCGGCAAGUGCAUCGACACCGUUGACGGAUACAAGUGUGCAUGCCCCGUCACACACACUGGCAGGAAUUGCGAGGAAAAACAAUCAAUUGAAUACCCGGCCUUCACUGGUAGCGCAUAUUUGGCCAUCAAGCCACCAGCGCCGUCCCGGACUCUGAGAAUGUCGAUGAGGAUCAAGGCAGCAUCUCCUGUGACUGAUGGAAUAAUUAUGUAUUGUGCGGAGUCACCGCGCGGAUACGGAGGCUUCACAUCCCUGGCUGUCCAUGACGCAAGGCUUGAAUUCCGUUACGACCUUGGAGGAGGAAGCGUGCCAGUAGUCCUGGUCAGCAACAGGACCCUCACAGCUAACGAAUGGACAACCGUCCACAUUGCUCGGGUCGGCUCUGUGGUCUCUCUGCGCAUUAACUCAGUACACAGCUUCGAACAGCAACUCGAAUCUCCGAAACGGGAUCUGAACCUGGACACGCCAAUCUUCGUGGGUGGUGUGGACGACUCCAUCAUCCUGAAUAACAACACCGGCGUUACUGGUGGAUUCAACGGUUGCAUCGCUGAUUUCAAGUUGCACGGGGAAGCUGUGGACAUCGUGAACUCUACCAUCCAGUCGGCGAAUGUUAAAGAAUGCAACGCUUACGUCCGCGGUGACAUUCCAGACACUGAGAUCGGCUGCCAGUGCCACAACGGUGGAUCUUGCACAACCGACUCCUCAACUUGCGCCUGUCCCCCUGGUUUCGGAGGAUCUCUCUGCGAAUACCGCGUGCCCUCCUCCAUAAGGUCCUCUCGCCAGCCCCCUAGCGACCCCUGCGCGAUGCGUCCUUGCCGCAACGGUGGAACCUGCCGACCUGACCUCAACACCAGAAUGAACCACACCUGUGAUUGUCCUCUAGGAUACGCCGGCACAUAUUGCCAAAUUGCUCUCGAACUACACCACAGCGUCGGUUUCAAUGGUAACGGUUACCUCGAGCUCCCCGCGAAUCUCAUAAGGUACGAGAACUUGGACGACGACCCGGUCAUCAUUGCCCUGGCCAUCUUCACCAGCCAGGACGGAGUGCUGCUGUACCAGAAGGAAGCCCAGAGCCCACCCUUCUACGGAGACUACAUCCUCUUGAGAAUUGAAAAUGGCAUUGUGAAGUUCGAAUGGGACAAUGGCGGCGGCAAGUCUGAGCUGGCCGUCAAUUUCUUCGUCAACGAUGGAGUUCGUCGCCAGAUUAUCGUGAAAAUGCUGAAGGAUGGCCAGGUCACGCUAUCAGUUGAGGGCAACGAGAGCUCAGGAUACAGUGCUGGUGUCUCCACACUCAUGAACGCAGACUCGAAUAUUUACCUUGGUGGUAUACCUGACAGCAUCAACCAGCUAGGAUACCCAGGUUUCGUUGGUUGCAUCCACCAAAUCGAGCUCAUGAACUCAGACCGAGGCUUGAACCUUGGACAAGUUGCUGUUACUGGAAGAAACACGCAGCGAUGCAAAGAGUCAAAUAGAUAUAUUUAAAUAACCUCACGAACGAAAAACGAUUAACAAUCAACUCUACUCUACAAUAGCACAAUACUAUGUAAUAUAUAAUAUAGACUAUCUCAUGAACAGUGUAAUCUUUACCUUUCAAUUGGUUCGAUUUGUGACGAUGCCAUUUUGAAACAAGAUUACAACUAGUUGUUUUCGAUAAAUAUAAACAAUAAAUGUUGUAUUAGUACUAAGGAACUUCGAAAAACCAGACAAUAUUUAGGGAGAUAGGUAAACGCGAACGUUGGAAUGUCGAGUGGUUGGAGAAAGACAUAUUCGCGUUACCGCUGCGGUGCUCUGGAGAGCAACAUGUGUUUGGUGCCAUAAGAUGAAUUUUUUAAUACUGUAGUUAGGAAUUUAUGUAUUUACUAAUAACUUUUAAGUGUCCAGUUCUAGUACCAGCUUCUUAUUCGUGAGUAAUUUUGAAAAAAUCUCUCUAAAAUAUCCGACGCUGCAGUUCUAUUUUCGCACCCAGUGAAAUCUUGUAAUUGUGCCAAACGUGAUAAGUAAUGUUUCAUUUUGUGUUAGGUUCGACACUGCCAAAAAGUUUUUCUUUUUUUAUGUUUCUUAUAAAAUAUUAAGUAAACUUUUCGCUUUUUAAGCAACGAAUAUAUUAUUGUUAAGUACCUACUUAUAUAUAAUAAUUACCUAUGUGAAUAUAAAAUAUUAUUUUAAUUAAAUCGACUACGAUGGCAUUUAACUUAAUUAUCGUCAGUGAUUUUUUGGAUAUUGUUAUAUAUUUUAAUUACAAAAUUAUAUUUAUGCAUUAAAUGUGUUUGUUAUUAGCUUAUCUAAGAAAUACGACAAAUUAUAUAUAAUACAACGUACUGAUAUUAUAAUCUAUACAUGUAUAAACUAUUUUAAAUGAUCGAUCUAUCCAUGUAAUAAUUCUGCUAAGUGAACAAAUUCGACUAACAAUAAAAAAUAAAAUGUCAUGAAAA
Molecule: messenger RNA, 13534 nt
Organism: Spodoptera frugiperda (fall armyworm)
Lineage: Eukaryota; Metazoa; Arthropoda; Insecta; Lepidoptera; Noctuidae
Gene: trol
Product: basement membrane-specific heparan sulfate proteoglycan core protein
Exons: 79
Coding region: 108-12584 (4158 amino acids)
Biological process (GO): homophilic cell-cell adhesion; axon guidance; dendrite self-avoidance
Cellular component (GO): plasma membrane; cell-cell junction; axon
Molecular function (GO): calcium ion binding; cell-cell adhesion mediator activity
Source: RefSeq, a predicted model, not a curated record